AUGACUGAAGGAAAUAAGACGCAGGUGACUGAGUUUGUUCUCACAGGACUUACAGAUAUUCCUGAGCUCCAGUUGCCCUUGUUCCUGGUGUUCUUGGUCAUCUACCUCAUUACCAUGAUGGGCAACCUUGGAUUAGUUGCUCUCAUCUGGAAAGACCCUCACCUUCACACACCAAUGUACUUAUUUCUUGGCAGUCUAGCCAUUGCAGAUGCUUGUUCUUCUUCCUCAGUGACUCCCAAGAUGCUUGUGAAUUUUUUAUCUAAGAACCAUGCCAUACCCUUCUUUGAGUGCAUGGCUCAAUUUUAUUUUUUUGGCUCCAGUGCCACCACAGAAUGCUUUCUCUUGGUAGUAAUGGCCUAUGACCGCUAUGUAGCCAUAUGCAACCCUUUACUUUAUCCAGUGGUGAUGUCCAAUAACCUUUGCACUCAGUUUAUAAGUUUCUCAUAUUUCAUUGGGUUUCUACACUCUGCAAUCCAUGUGGGCUUGCUAUUUAGAUUAACUUUCUGUAGAUCCAAUGUAAUUCAUUACUUCUACUGUGAAAUCUUACAACUGUUUAAAAUUUCUUGCACAGAUCCUACAGUUAAUAUACUUUUGGUGUUUAUCUUCUCAGCAUUUAUACAAGUCUUCACCUUUAUGACCAUUAUCAUCUCUUACACUUGUGUUCUUUUUGCCAUCCUAAAAAAGAAGUCUGAAAAGGGCAGAAACAAAGCCUUCUCCACAUGCAGUGCUCAUCUUCUCUCGGUUUCUUUGUUCUAUGGCACUCUCUUCUUCAUGUAUGUGCGGCCUGGGUCUGGGCCUGCUAAAGAUCAUGACAAAAUGUACUCAAUAUUUUACACAAUAAUCAUCCCUCUACUUAAUCCUUUUAUUUACAGCUUGAGAAACAAAGAAGUUAUAGGUGCUCUGAGAAGAAUAAUGCAUAAGUAA
Molecule: messenger RNA, 924 nt
Organism: Suncus etruscus (white-toothed pygmy shrew)
Lineage: Eukaryota; Metazoa; Chordata; Mammalia; Eulipotyphla; Soricidae
Product: olfactory receptor 5AC1
Exons: 1
Coding region: 1-924 (307 amino acids)
Biological process (GO): sensory perception of smell; G protein-coupled receptor signaling pathway
Cellular component (GO): membrane
Molecular function (GO): olfactory receptor activity; G protein-coupled receptor activity; odorant binding
Source: RefSeq, a predicted model, not a curated record